AUGCCUCCCCCACAAAAAAACUAUCAUACUGCUGCUCCAGAUACAGCCACAGCAAUUGACCGGACUCAUGGCGACUUUCCUGUAGCUGGGGACUCCGAUGAAGAAGUAUACUUCAAGACGCAUAAAGAGCCCUCGUACUUGAGUGAGAUCGAAGAGCAAACCAGACAAUUCGUCCAAUACCACAAAGAAAAGACAGGCAAAAGAAUUGCUUUGGUUACCUCUGGUGGAACUACCGUACCUUUAGAGAACAACACUGUUCGCUUCAUAGACAACUUUAGUGCUGGAACAAGAGGUGCUACCUCAGCUGAAUACUUUUUGGAAAAUGGAUAUGCCGUGAUAUUCUUACACAGAGAGUUUUCUUUGCUUCCUUACUCGAGACAUUACAGUCAUACAACCAACUGUUUCUUGGAUUACAUGAUUGAAAAGGACAACAAGGUCGAGAUCAACCCCGAGUUUGCAGACCAGAUGCUUUUGGUCUUGAGAAAGUAUCAAGAAGCUCAAAGCAGCAACUCGCUCUUUUUGGUUCCUUUCACAACCGUCAAUCAGUACUUGUAUACCUUGAAGUCAAUGUCCACAAUCUUGCAGCUGUUAGGCACCAAGGCAUUGUUCUAUCUUGCUGCCGCUGUGUCUGACUUUUUCUUACCAUCGUCGAGAAUGCCUCAACACAAAAUUCAAGCACAGCCCAGUGGUAAACUUGUGGUUGAUUUGGAGCAAGUUCCUAAGUUUUUGAGAAGAUUGGUCGACUCUUGGGCUCCACAGGCUAUGAUUGUCUCUUUUAAGCUAGAGACAGACAACUCAAUUUUGCUCAAGAAGGCAAGUGACGCGUUAUCCCGCUAUCAGCACCAGCUUGUCAUUGGAAACUUGUUGCAGUCAAGAAAAAGUGAGGUUGUGAUUGUUACUCCAGACGGCCAGCAAGACUGGAUCAAGUUAACGGACGAGGAGAAACAAAAGAAGGUUGAAAUAGAGUCGCUCAUCAUACCAGCAGUGAGAGAGAAGCACGAUGCUUGGAUGAAGGAAUGGGAACAAAGUAGUAAAAACUGA
Messenger RNA from Candidozyma duobushaemuli, 1041 nucleotides. RefSeq names its product phosphopantothenate--cysteine ligase. NCBI's taxonomy places the organism in Eukaryota, Fungi, Ascomycota, Pichiomycetes, Serinales, Metschnikowiaceae. The record is from RefSeq and is a predicted model, not a curated record. Gene Ontology annotation, molecular function: phosphopantothenate--cysteine ligase activity. The coding region runs from base 1 to 1041 and encodes 346 amino acids. The transcript has a single exon. Gene Ontology annotation, biological process: coenzyme A biosynthetic process. Gene Ontology annotation, cellular component: nucleus; cytoplasm.